Messenger RNA from Cryphonectria parasitica EP155, 2514 nucleotides. RefSeq lists its product as uncharacterized. Bases 1 to 2514 code for a protein of 837 amino acids. NCBI's taxonomy places the organism in Eukaryota, Fungi, Ascomycota, Sordariomycetes, Diaporthales, Cryphonectriaceae. The record is from RefSeq and is a predicted model, not a curated record. The transcript is spliced from 7 exons.
AUGGGCCGCCUGCAGCAUCCAGUCAUCAAGCAGUUCUUCGACCGAGGAGAGAAGCUGAAGGAUAAUUCCAACCGCUAUGUUCACAGCUGCAAACUCUGCGGCGAGGUCUUUAAGAAGGGUCGGGUCGAGAGCCUGAGAAAGCAUAUCACAAAGAAGUGCACCAUGAUCUCUUCUCAGGAACGCAUCAACGCUGCCCUCCGCUUUGCCGAUAUCGAUCCUCAGCGGCCGGAGUCGUCUCGGCAGGCCAAGCAGCAGUCACGACAAGCUCAGCACGGGAUGACUCCCCUGAACCUUGAUAUGCUGCCGCACCAACAGAGCUGGACCCGUCUAGAGGCUCUCGCAGAGGUCUCUCGCCGUAUGGACCGUGACGAUCGAGAGUUUGGGGAGGACGACGGUCAGGCUCAGCAACAUCAGCACAUGUCUGCUGCUGAUCACAUGUCUGAUAGUCUCUUGAUGAACUCGUCGUCCGGCGCUGCUGCGCAUGCUGGGUCCAACCCAUUCCACGUCCACGAUCAAUUUGCCUUUUCGAGCCCCCAGUCCACACCACAGAAGGACCAAUCACAGCAGCUUCAGCCACAGGACAAACAAGUUGGUAUCGAGAAGCAGGCCCGCCCUGCUGAUGAGGUUCUAGACUCCAUCAACAACCCCGCCAUAUCAGUCGCUACUGCAGCCACAGCACGGCUGAAUACAGGAUCACUGCUUGCCCGAGCUAUUGGGGAAGCUUCGCGCGGCUCAGCCACACCUCCUCUUCCUCCUCCUCCAGCAGCCUCCCACGUCACAGCACCUACAGGGCCAUUUCCGACGAUCAACAAUUUUAGCACGGACAGACAGACGCCAGCGCAGAUGGAGACACUCUCUACAUUCAGCAGCGCACUGGCAGCAGGCGACGGCCAGUCUAGGCCCUCUACAGGCCAUGAUUCCGGUCCCGCACAACUGCCGUGGGGUGAGUAUACAUUUGGCGCAGGUACGAACGAACCAGCGAGGCUUCCCGACAUACGCCCGAUGAUGGGGGAGCCAUCGCGCUCCGUCUUUCGCGUUGAUCGAAACGGCGGCCGAGGACGACACGCACGGGCUCGAUUUUCGGAGCCGCGCAGGAGGGAGGUCCAGAAUAUAAGAAAGAUUGGUGCCUGCAUUCGCUGCAGGAUAUUGAGGAAGACGUGCUCCGAUGACACCCCUUGUCUGACCUGUCGCAAGGUCUUGUCCCCUCGCGUCUGGCGCUCUGGCUGCAUCCGCACCAAGAUUACCGAAAAGAUAGACCUUUUCAAUGCUCGCCUUCACGAGAAUCACCGCAAGGCCGAAGUUGAUACCUGCAAGGCCAAGUGGAAUACCAAGUAUCCUAUUGUUGUGCUGCAGGCCACUCAUUCAGAUGCCGGUACUGUCCUUGGCUGCGAGGCACUCCUCGGCACCGAGCCUGCUGCGAUUUUUGAUCCCACGCUCGGCAGGGAGUACCAGACUGUCUUUCCAAAGGUUGUCAUGAUCGAUCCCAACGAUGACCUCCCCGACAGGAUGCAGACCUAUGUCAGCGAGAUACUGCCAGAGCUCAUCAGCAGGGAGGAGUCUGUCUUCUCACGCAUCACCCUCGAGACAGCCCUCGACCUGGCCAACAGGAGGCAUGUGCCGGAGCGGAGCCUGAAGCUGGCCCUCGAACUCUGGGCAUGCGUCGAGGUCAUCGAUCGGGAGACGAGCUGGAAGUUCAACGUUCAACCCUGUCCCGAGAUCCGAGAUGCCAUCGCCGGACCCAUCACGAGAGAAACAGACGAAGACGUCUACAAGAUGCUCGGGCUGCAGCUCACGGCGGCCGCCGAGCAGAGAGCCGAGCUUGUAAGCAAGGAGCUCCUCAGACACCUGCAGCGCGAUCUCCAGGAUGGACGUGCGACUAUUGACGAGAAUAUGUUUUUCGCGGUACUGUUACUACUCAUCAGCGUGGAGAAGGCCAUCUGGGCGUUCAAGGUCUGGGAGCAGAUCUCUGCAAUUCAACACGGCUGGCCUCACCCUAGCAAGCAGCCGAGCUACUUUAUCGCACAGGGCGACCAGAUUGCUGAGCUCUUGCGCAUGCUGCUACAGAUCCGCAAGGCUAUGCCUAAGGUGGAGGUACGGGAUCGUGACGGUGUACUCGUGGUUGAGGAUUAUGGUUCCACCUAUUCCUCGUACUUUGAUCGAGUCAAGCUGAAAGCUGCCAAUGUCAUCAAGCGCCGACAGGACCCCCCGUUCAGACCCACCAACUCGCGAAGUCUGGAGCUACAUUUCUGUUCGACGAUCCUCCUUCCGGAGCAUCUGCUGCCCUCUCAAGAGCAGCCAGAGCCUUCGGCCCAGGCAUCUGAUGAGGCCUCAGCUGCCGACCCUGCUGCUGCUGCUGCUGCUGCUGCUGCUGCGGGGAACAUUUUCCAGCAAGAAUCGCAGACCAACGCACAAGACUUUGGUCAGGGCAGUGGUGACGACCAGGACGGUCUGCAGGCUGACUCUGGCUCGCAAACACCACAGGAGGCUGCUGUUGCAUUCUCAUCUGCUGGAUAG